AUGGAACUACCAUUUAGCGUGGGUAUUUCCACCUCCGUAUUUAAUUCCAAAGACUCUGUCUCACCUCAACUCAGCGACAGGAACAUACCUCUUAGUGGUACCACGCUGGGAGCGAGUCUUUUGGCGAGCCAACCUAAAGUCACGAUCACUGGCAGCACCGUUCAAAAUAUACAAUCUGGAGCAGACGGUGAUAGACACGGUGACCGGCCUACCACCCCCCAAGGUGCAGGAAAUAACACUGGAGGUUUGGAAGUGUGGGGGUGGUCAGGGGAUUUAAACGGCUGGGAUGAUAAUCAAGUACAGCUUCUGAUGUCUUCCUGGCGUGCUUCCACCCGCAAGACAUAUAAGGUAGCCUGGAACAGAUGGCUACACUGGAGUCAAAACCAUAAAUUAGACCCAUAUCAUCCUGAUGGUUCUAUGCUCGCAAGAUUUCUAGCAGAUAUGUACUUAAUUGAAAAUUUGUCUUAUAAUACAAUAUUGCUUCAUAAGUCAGUAGUAGCGACCCUUUGUAACGCCAACAAUAGUACAGAACUAAGUUCACAUACCUUAGUUAAACAUAUCCUGAAAUCCAUAGCUUUAAAGAAACCAGCUUCUCAUAAGCCUCCUGUAUGGAACAUCGAUACAGUUGUGGAUUAUAUACAGAAAAACUCAGUAGACAAAAACAAUGUUUUCGCUACAUCUAGACAUACCGCCAUACUAUUAUUACUUUGUUCUGGAAGACGUAUUCACGAUCUUACAUUACUAUCAACAGGUUCGCAUAAUUUUGUCGAAACUAAUAAUAGCUUAACAUUGUGGCCUCUCUUUGGUUCAAAAACCGAUAGUUCUGAUUAUAGACAAUCAGGGUGAAAACUAAUAACCAACAGCGAGAAUAAAAAUUUAGACCCAGUUUUUUGGGUUAGACAAACAAUUAAGCUUCUUGAACCGAGACGAAAGCUGUCUAAUUCUACAAACCUGUUCAUAAAUAUAAGAGGGAAACCUAAACCUGCAUCGCGUACUGUAAUUGCGGGGUGGGUUAAAUCAAUACUCCUAGAGGCUGGUAUAUUUGAGUCUGCUGGUAGUGUAAGAUCAGCCGUAGCAUCUAAAAAUUUUGCGGAUAACUUUCCUAUUGAGGAGAUAUUAGCUAGAGGUAAUUGGAAAUCCUGCAAUACUUUUACUAGAUUCUAUAAACGAGAGGUUAAGCCACUAUCAUCGAAUAUAAAUGUUACCAGUUUAUUUAAACCAGCAGAUUGAUACCUAUGUCAUAAUUUACCUAUUUUUACUACCUUACAAUUAUAUAAUAAUAGAUUGAUUAAAUCAUAAAAUAUUAAUUAGCCAAUCAAAAUGUAGGUAUAAUGAUAAGAAGUUUGUAAUAAACAAAACUUAACGAUCAACUAAAUAAAUAUUGAGCUAGAUAUUUACCAUUACCAUUGUAUAGUUUUUUGUUAAUAUUCUAUAACAACAAUGAUGUUUGAGUGUUGUAAUUUAUUUGAAAAAUAUAUUUAUGGUUUGUCUAUUGCAUUUAUUUAUUUUUUUUAUUUUUUAUUUAUUACAUCCCAUAAUAGCAUAUUACAUAUCUUCUUUUACGCUGUGUCACAUUGGCGUCCCCCUACCACCAGGCGAUAAUAAACAAAUCUCAAACAAGUAAGCUUCAAAUAUCGGUCAAGUGUUUAAUAGCAGCGUUUUACCUGAAAAUAAAACGCAUAUUAAAUACUUACCAUAUUUGAAGCUUACAUAAAUUCCUGCCUGGUGUUUUUCGACACAAUGGCGC
Messenger RNA from Diatraea saccharalis (sugarcane borer), 1747 nucleotides. The record is from the annotation of a GenBank genome assembly. NCBI's taxonomy places the organism in Eukaryota, Metazoa, Arthropoda, Insecta, Lepidoptera, Crambidae.